AGAAAGUUAUUAAAAAGAAAAGCCCACGAGCAGGACGAGCCCGAGCAUUCAGAGGGUACAAUGGAUCUGGACGAGUCGCACGUGGCGAACAACCAUCCUAAUUCUGUUUCAUACGAGCUAGCAACCCAUGUUGUCAAAGUACGGCGCAGUGGUGCGCUGACCAAUGUCAGUCAACUCUGGGACAUGACUGGUACGGGCGCCUUGGCAAAGUCAGUUCAAGAUCUGAUGGUACACGAUCGAUCAAAAUUCACCCGCAUGUCAUCCGUGAAUUCUUUUAAUGAGGUAUAAGAGGUGUCACAGUGGGGUAGCCCUGGUCAAACAAGGGUCACAAUGGGGUAGCCCUGGUCAAACAAGGAUGAGAGUUCCAACUAUCACUCAUGUUUCACAGCCAACUGUCAUCGACUCCAACUUUAAAUUUUGGUGAGAGUUGAUGAGAGUUUUUACUCGUUUGACUGCUAAUAUCCAGUCAACGCUCAUCAACUUUCGUGCAAUUCUUAUUCUUGUUUAACCGGGGCUGAGGGGCUUCAAAGUUGAGCAAACUCUCAUGCAAACUCUCGCUUCUCAACUCUCAUCAACUCUUGUUUUCGUUUGACCGGGGCAUGAGAGUUGAGAAAACUCUCAUGCAAACUCUCGCUUCUCAACUCUCAUGCAACUCUUGUUCUCGUUUGACGGGGCUUUAUGUAUUUUUCACCUUUGUGGUUAGCUUUGUAUCCAUAGAGUUACCAAACUGUUACUAGACCCAUAAGGGAUGGCAUUUUCUAGACGUCUAGGGAGAACAGUUUUAACUGUUUAAAAACACUAUGCAGUAAUGCAAUAUAAAUAAAAUUAGUUUAUCUAUCCAGCGUACUCAGUCAUGUUCCAUUAUUCUCAGAAAUCAAUCCCAAACGAGAUGCUGUUUGGUUUACGUUAUUUCGAGCGUCCUAUCAACAAUUCUCCAGGCGGAAAUUCCUCCAAAGAAGCUUUCAGUUGGGGCGAAGUGGAUAUGAACUCUUUUGCCAAAUGUAUUCUUUCUACAUGUCAUUCUUUGCGGGAGAUUUUGACAAACGAACCGAGACUACUUAAGAUCGAUUCGCCGACAUAUAUUCUUGGUGAGCAGUAUGUAUUUUUUUUAUUUCUGUUCUGGACAACGUGGUAAUCACCAUAACAAUCACCAACAUCAUCACCAACAUCAUCACCAACAUCAUCACCAACAUCAUCAUCACCAUCAUCAUCAUCACCACCAACAUCAUCACCAACAUCAUCACCAACAUCAUCACCAACAUCAUCACCAACAUCAUCACCAACAUCAUCACCAUCAUCACCAUCACUAUCAUCAUCACCACCAACAUCACCAACAUCAUCACCAACAUCAUCACCAACAUCAUCACCAUCAUCACUACCAUCAUCACUACCACCAUCAACACCAUCAUCAACACCAUCAUCAUCAGUACCACCAGCACCAUCAAUAACUCUAACUGUAUAUUACCUAGGUGACAUUCACGGCAAUUUUCACGACUUGGUAUGUUUUGAGAAAGUGCUGUGGAGAAUGGGUCCAAUUUUAACACCAUCCAGUUUCCUGUUCCUUGGUGAUUACGUUGACCGUGGGGAGCAUGGAAUCGAGGUCGGUGUGACUGAAAACUAAACUAACUUUAUUUAUAGCUCUCACUGUCAGUUCUAAAUUGUUCUCCCUAGAGGUCCUGUUGUGAGGGUCAUCUCUUACUGAUCCAGUGUUACUACAGGAGGAAACCUAAACUAAAUUAACUUUAUUUAUACCGGAUAGUUCUAUCAGUUCUAAACUGUUCUUCCUAGAGGUCCUGUAAGGGUCAUCUCUUAUUGAUCCAGUGUUACUACAUGAGGAAACCUAAACUAUAAACUAACUUUAUUUAUACUGGAUAGUUCUAUCAGUUCUAAACUGUUCUUCCUAGAGGUCCAGUAAGGGUUAUCUCUUAUUGAUCCAGUGUUACUACAGAAGGAAACCUAAACUAAACUAACUUUAUUUAUACUGGAUAGCUUUAUCAGUUCUAACCUGUUCUCCCUAGAGGUCCAAUAAGGAUCAUCUCUUAUUGAUCCAGUGUUACUACAGGAAGAAACCUAAACUAAACUAACUUUAUUUAUACUGGAUAGCUCUAUCAGUUCUAAACAGUUCUCCUUAAAGUUAAAUACCAGAAGAAAACCUGCGGUAUUUGGUAUCUAGUCAAACUGAUGAAGAUUGCGAUGCUACUGUAUGUGUUUUAUCGUCUAGGUUGUUGCCUAUCUCUUUGCUCAGAAACUGUUGGCUCCUACCAAAUUUUUUCUGAUACGUGGCAACCAUGAGAUUCGAGAAACUCAGAAGCUGUUUACGUUUUACAAGUAAGAAACUGAGCCAAAUGGAUUUUCUCCCUUGCCUGUGAAACACUAUUGUACUGUCCAGAGAGACAGCCAUCAGACAGGAGAGAGUUAAGUUUAGGAUUGUUUCCCUUCAGAGAAUGUAAGAAGAAAUUCGGUAAAGAGCUUGGUGUCCAAGUAUGGGAAGCAAUCAACUUGGUUUUUGACGCAUUACCUUUGGCCGCCUGUAUAGAUGACAAGGUAACGUCGGGUUUUACUGUAAUAUAAGAGAGGUUCAGAAUUGACUAUCGCUAUCUCGCUCAGUACGCGUCUCGGAUUGGUUAACGGCGUAGAUCAAACACAUCUGAUCGGUCAAAUCUGAACCUCUCUUUAAAUACGAGUAGAAACACAUUUUCCGAUUGGCACUUAAGGAGGCCUUGUGGGAUGUUCGCAUCACGGCAUCAGAUCCUGUACAAAUUGAGCAAAUUCUUACAAUUUGAAGUUAUCGAAUUUUUAUCUUUUGAACUCUUUUCAGAUCUUCUGUGUCCACGGGGGUAUACCCCUCCCUACGCAUGGUGGAGGCAUGAUUGCUGAAAUCAAUCAACUUCCUGUGGGCCUGCGCCAGCCGAUGGAUGAAGAGCUUGCGUGGGAAUUACUCUGGAAUGAUCCGCUUAGGUUUGUAUUGAAGCUGUAUAGGAGUGUUGAUUUUGGUUUAGGUUUCAUCCUGUAGUAACACUGGAUCAAUAAGAUCUAGAGAUUAUAAGAGAUGGACCUCCGGCAACCCUCGAAAUUCGUCUUGGCACUCGGCAAUUGCCGACGCAAAUGCCGAGGCAAGUUACGAUUUUUCGCAGUUUGCCUCGGCAAAAAAAUGCCGAGGCAAUUCCACCCGUUGUACCUUAAAUUACAAACUACAGCGUCUGUUCGUGUUUUUUUUUUUUUUUUGCUUAAAUAUACAAACUACUGUGUUCGUUUUUUGUAUCACUUCUUUGUUCGAAUUGCCGUCAUCGAAGUCGGGUGAACAACAGAAGAUUUCAUUCAUAGCUACUUUACAAAAUAUUUAAAUUUGAGCUUUUCAGCGUCGGCUUCGGCUUAAAUAAAAAACAAUUUUGAUGGUUUAAAGACGGCACGUCGAGAAACUUUGUUUUAUCUUUUAGACUGUCGCGUGAUUACCGUCAAGUUUAUUCUUUCAUACAAUUUGUUGUUAAUUACCACUGACUUUUUAAAAACAUUUUGAAUCAGGAAUUUGUAAAAUAACAAUAUAAUAUUUGUUUACAAUAAUUUCCGUAUGUAUGUUACUUUAAUUACAACUGCCGAGGUGAAUGCCGAAGUAAUUGCCGAAGGAAUUUAAGGUGAUUUCAUUGCGCGCCUCGGCAAAAAAAAUUGCCGAGGCAAACUCGAAAAUUAUCGAAAGACUUAGGCAAUUAUUUGCCGAGGCAAAAAUAGUUGAAUUUCGAGGGUUGCUCCGGAGAGAACAGUUUAGAACUGAUAGAGGUGUUUUCUGUAACUGAGUUGAUUCAGUUGCAUGAUGUACAGUAUCAUUAUUAAUACAGAUGCGAAGAGCUUACUGAUGAAAUUAAAGCUGAGCUGCUCAAAAACAAUGGCUUCGUAACGAAUACAAAACGUGGCACGGCGUACCAAUUUAGGUAAUUUUAUUACGAGACAUCGUAUGUCUAGGGAAUCCUGUAUUAAAAUUUCGAUUAUGUUCUUGAAGUGUUGAAGCUCUCGACGCAUUCUUGGCAAGAAACAGUUUGACCCACGUAAUCCGAGCACAUGAAGUGCAAGCAGCAGGAUUUCAGGUUUGUCCUUUGUAGAUAAUGAGUCAUGAUGGGUGAUGAUGGUGAUGAUGAUGGUGGUGAUGACAGUGGCGGAAACUAGGGGGAGGCAGGGGGCGAUCGCCCGCCCCCCCCCCCAAUAAUUUUAGCUAGCUUUCAUUUUGACAAAUGUAACAUGGGGGCCACGCCUAUACCUGGCCAAUAAGGAGCUCCCGUAGCCGGAUGACGUCAAAAAUCACGCGUAUAGGUGCACUCAGUUUACCUUUAGAAUCGAUCUCUGCCAUUUCCAGAGUCAUACGAUAGAAACAUCGUAUUGUUUUGACGUUUUGAAAUUGGCUCACAUUCGGACCAGAAAUGGAAAUACCGUGAUAAAGAUGCAAAUUUGAAGAUAUAUAUAUAUAUCGAAAAUGACACUCUAAAUAGUGUUUUUGAUAGCGAUUCGAACAAGACUAUUACAAAGAAGAUACGUCCGAAGGGGCUGAAGUUACGUUCGGGGAAAGGUAUGGCUAGCUUUGUGAGGAAUUAGUUGAUAUAAAAUGCACCAUUAAAUUAAUGUUUUGAAAACCUGAAAUUUCUUACAAAACGUGCUCUCAGAAUGCUGCAAAUGCCAUUUCAGGGAUCCAAAUCUUUAAAAUUUUCAGGGGGAGCAUUCCCCCAUACUCCCCCAGAAAUUUUGUGUCUUCGGCACUCGCCUCCCCAAUAUUUCGCAAAGUUUCCGCCUGGUGAUGAUGUUGAUGAUGGUGACAUGAUGAUGGCGGUGGUGAUAAUGAUGAUAGUGGUGAUGAUUUUUGGUACUCGAUAUAGACAGCAUCCUAAUGGCUCAAAUAACAAUAUCUUGGUUUCUCGUUCAGGUCCAACAGAAUGGUAAGCUUCUGACAGUGUUUUCUUCCUCUCAUUACUGUGGUGGAGCAAAUGAAGCGGCGUGUAUCUUGGCGCAUCAGAACAAACUACGUACCAUCCGCUUGGAUACAUCUUAAUCAGUGGAGGACGAAGGAAGUAAACCUAUCAAUGAUCCAUUCAGGUAGCCAAGUCGUAGCUCGAUGUCAUAAACAUCACUUCGAAGUAGCAUUCGUUCAAAUGUGAACAUCGCUCGAAAUGAAAGCAACUGUACAUCCGAUAAUCCGUUGCGUUCAGUUACUCCACUAUUCGUUGCGAGUGGGAGAGAAAUUGUAUAUGAUUCGUUGAGUUUUGUCAACACCGUCUCUGAGCCGAUACUCCUAACACUGCGGAAAAUGUGGUUCAGACUGUUCCACUAUAGAGUAUCGCCUCAAAAAGUUUAAUGGUAGUUCCUGCGGAGACAGCGUUUGAAACUCCAAGAAACUGCCACUUAAUACGUACAUUGCGUUUGGUUGUUGCUGUCAUUCGUUGCAGGGGCAUAGUCAGCCCCAAACGAGGGUCGGGGGAUAAUCGUCCGGCCAGCUGGGGGCAUACUCCCCCGGAAAGAUUUUUUUCUAUUUUUGUUUGCAAAACGCUAUUUCAUACAUUUUAGACACGUUUUAUCUGAUAAUCUGAAAGCCAUAGAUUUGGUAUAUUUGAUGAAAACAUUUAAGAUGAUGUCCACUCCUGUGCACAUGCGCGAACUUUGUUUACGUUUUGAACUGCUAAAUUUGUAAAAUAUGAUAUACUAACUGAAUAUCUAACACUUUUCUGGUUCGCUAUACUUGUAAAUGAAUAUAAACUAUACGUUUCAAUUCAAAAAAGUUUGAAAAAUGCAAAAUUUGGGCAAUGUUUAUAUCUGGGGGUCCCCCUUUGUUAUGAGCAGAACUGGUGCGCAGAACGGAGUGGACAUCAUCUUUAAGAGGUUACGCCCCCUCCCCCCCCAAUUUCUCCUCAAUUUUGAAAUAAUUACAAAAUUGGUCCUGAAGAAAAGUGGGGGAGGGAGUCCGUAGCCCCCCCCCCCCCAUUCCCGCCGUGGCUGCGCCCCUGAUUCGUGGCAAGAUUAGUGCUGGCCAUUACAAUUUCGUAUGGGUGUCAUUCAUGGCCGCAAGCCAGAGCAACAGCGCACGUUUCGUUGUGUUUUUUUUUUCAAUAUCUCUUAUCCGGUAUUCCUAAUGCCGGGGAUUAUCCACAGAAUGAUAAGCUCCGACUCUAAUACAUGUUUAUAGUCCCAAUCAUAAUCUGAUCAUGUCACUGAUAUUGUAUAAUAUAGUAUAUACGACUGUUUUGUAACGUUCGUUACAUUUCCGUAAGGCCAGCGAGCUUCAUAUUCACUUAUGUUGGUUUAUACUGUCAUACUUAAUUUCCCCGCAGAAAAAGAUGAGUCUGAGUUCUCUGUCCAGAAAAUAUAAGCCAAUAAAAAAUUUCAUGUCAGGCAGUCACGAAAUAUGAUUGGUUAGGGGGAUAGGGAUUGGAUUAGGUUUCGUGAUUGCGUGUCAUGAAAAAAUUACCCUAUUAAGGGUAAUUGGUGAACGCGCGCGGGGAAACGGGUCUGUGAAAAUCAGUGAGCUAGCAGCUCCUCAAAACUCGUAUUGCGAUUCAUGACAUUUAUAUAUUGGAUUAAUUCUCUAUAUACUGUUCACAAGCUAGGGUCGCCAGAGAACAGUGUGAAAUUAGGCGAAUAAAAAUGUAUUUGAUUGACGUCACCACCUAAAUAAAAACAGAAGAUGUUCUUUCAUAUCUCGU
Molecule: messenger RNA, 6677 nt
Organism: Paramuricea clavata
Lineage: Eukaryota; Metazoa; Cnidaria; Anthozoa; Malacalcyonacea; Plexauridae
Source: the annotation of a GenBank genome assembly